Molecule: messenger RNA, 1731 nt
Organism: Mollisia scopiformis
Lineage: Eukaryota; Fungi; Ascomycota; Leotiomycetes; Helotiales; Mollisiaceae
Exons: 5
Coding region: 86-1612 (508 amino acids)
Molecular function (GO): metal ion binding
Source: RefSeq, a predicted model, not a curated record
CUGCCGCACAACCAAAAACAAAAUCCCACGACGAAACUUGCAACUCCAAUCUUCAAACAGACUUCAUCCUUUGCUAUUCCAUUGAAUGGAUUCGCUUGUCAGUACUACAAUUCGUCAAAAAGCAAAAGAGACUAAACUUGUCCAAAACAUCAUAGAAACAUACGGUGGAAAGGGAAACGAGAUCAAGCUCGCUGGAAACAUUAUGGAAACAUAUGGAGAGCCGCACUAUAACAUGCAUCCUCCUCCGCCUCCUCCUACCUGGGCUGAAGUGGCUCAACCUAGAGCGCGUCGAUCCAGCACAAUUCAGACCGUGACAAACUGGCAGGACGCCCCUCAAGGUCAAUAUCAGGUCCAAACGCCAUACACACAUCCAUACGACCAAGGGAUGUCCGAUUUCCCGAGACUUUCUCCAGCAACUCAAGAAGAAUUUGAGACUCCGUCGCGCGAAGAAUCACCAUUCCACCCACAUCUUCCAUACAUAGUUGAUGUCCAUACUCUUCGCGAAGCAGUCAACAAGGAUGCUGGUCAGAUAUUCGACGCAAUUAUUACCAUCAUGGAAGAGCUGCACAGGGUCCGCGAUGAGAAUGAGGAUCUGAAGCGCGAUAAUCUGACUCUCAAGGAGAACUGGAUGGACGUCAGUCACCAAGCGAGAGAGGCGCAGAAGAAUUUGACCAGCACGAAAACCCAGUUGAGAAGAACACAAAAUGACUUGAAUGCUUACUGGGACGAAUUCAGUCAACGUCGCGGAGAUUGGUACAUCCGGGCUCAGCGAUACGAGGAGUUAUUGGCAAUAUGCAGCGCGAAGCAAGUACUAUUGUGGAAGUUGAUUGAGAGAAUCCGAGAAGGCGAUACACCAGAGGGUGAUCGGAAUUGGGAGAAUGCGGUGCCUUCAUUGACAGGCACUCAUUUCACUCCAACGGUAUCCGACUCUCAGUCAGAAAAGUCUGGUUCCAUAAUCACAGAAUUCAGAGGCAGUCCUGAGAGAGCAAUGUCGACUUCCAGGGGAAGAACAGGGAGGAAAGAACUUCCAAAAGGAGAAACAUCCAAUUACAAGAGAAGCUCUGAGAGAGGUCUUGACCCGGCUGCAGUAAGUUUGGACCUUCCAAAGACUAAAGCAUCCAAGGUCAAGGGGAGCCCUGAAAGAGGUUUUAAUCCUGCCGCAAGUUCGUUUGUUCCCGGUGUUGGAAACCCGGCAGCAAGUACAAUUUCAGACAUCACCGCGCCUGCUCUUCCUCAGGUCGACCUUCUCUCAUGCAUCCUCUCCCUCCCACCUCGAUUUUACGGUAUCUGCCCAAAUUCCCUAUGUGCUUCCUCGGAAUUCAAAUGUCGAGUGCCAGCCUGCCGUCUACAACAUGUCUGCGAAGCCUACAACGAUGAAAAGGGUGGUGGUUGCAAGGACGGCCGGCUCUGCAGAUUCGUUCACGAAUAUCGUUCCUGCUAUGAGGAGAUUGAUGGAUUCGGUUGUCGAUUCAUGGGUGUCACCAAGGAUAGCAAGGCCAGACAGCGUCACUUGGAGAGGAGAGCUCAUCAACAGUACGUGUCGGGGGAGGAGUGGAGAUCUCGAGUUAUCAUUGCUGGUCUGCGAGGUGCUCAUCGAGAGGGAAAAUACUAGACUUUGGCUAGAAGAGUGGAUUUGUUGGAGUAGGGAAUACUGUUUGAAGUAAGCCUCUUAGGAGUAAGAGAGUCAUUGCGAAGCUCUCCUUGGAGUAUAUCUGCUCCGUUUCUAGGUGG